This is a messenger RNA of Equus quagga, 1372 nucleotides long. RefSeq names its product branchpoint-bridging protein-like. The record is from RefSeq and is a predicted model, not a curated record. The coding region runs from base 1 to 534 and encodes 177 amino acids. The transcript has 3 exons. NCBI's taxonomy places the organism in Eukaryota, Metazoa, Chordata, Mammalia, Perissodactyla, Equidae.
AUGACGCCUCCCACCCAGCCCCGAGCGCCCACCGCCACCAGGACUGUCAUCUUCCCGAGCCCUGCCCCCACAGACUCGUCUCUGCCGCCCAGACUUCCAAUAAAACAUGCUUUCUCUCCUGACAGCGCUUUGUGGAUCUGUCGGUCCUUCUGCGCGAAAGCCCAGGCGCCCCCUUGGCCCCGGCAGGGGGCGCCCCCACCCUUGGGGAAGGGGCGGGGACGUCGGCGGUGGGCGGGGGCGGGGGCGGGGGUGGCCUGGACGGGGGCGGGCUCUCCGGGCACCCAUUGGCUACCGCCCCCCAACACCAGGGCUCCCCCCAUCUCCCCCGACAUCAGUCGGUCCCGCUUCCAGCUGCUGCAGCCGCGCCUUCACAGCCUCGGCGUCCAGCCGCCUCUGCUCCGGCCGGCAUGGCGACCCCGACCCAGGCCACCACAGAGGGACCCGCGGUUGGAGAGCAGCAGUCCCGGGAGAAAGGAUGCUGGGACCGGUAGCUAUGGCAACCGGGUGGCUGGUCCUGCACAGCAGUGGAAAUGAGUCCACAGCUUGCAUCAACCUCCACAGAGAACUAGGACCAGGACUGCCAUAGUGUGGUUGGGUAGGUUGUGCACUGCACAAGGGAAAUUACCACCCAAUGGAGUGAACGGGGACUAGAAUCCAGCCUAUGCUCCACUCCUCAAGCUUUGUGUCCUGCCAGGAGGCCAUAUCAUCCAGAGCAAGGGGUCUCUUUAUCUGAUUUCUACACAGAAACCGUUGAGCAGGUGGCCCCAUCUGGAUCCUCAAGAAUGUUAAGAAACCCAGGGUUGAAACAUUUCUUUCCCUCUCUGUCUCUCUGCCUUCCUUCCACAGCUCCUCAGGAACCUGACCCAUUUUACUAUGGUGAGUGGCGGAUUCAGUGAUGAGGGCACCCCGGGGCUGGAUGGAGGGUGGCUGUAGAUCCCCACAGAUCACUGCUGGAGUGGCUUCAGCUGUGGCUACCUGGCACAUGCUGGGCCACUGGCCAUGUGAUCACACUGAUGCUGUUCAUAGCACCUGGGCCCGUGGAGGGCAGAAUCAGACUUGGGGGGUACCUUCUCUGGGCCCCCCCAAGCUUCCCAGGACUCCAGGCUGGUGCUCUGGGGUCAUCAGAGAGGGAAAUAACUCAGGUCAGGCCGCCUGGAUUUGAAUCCUGGCUUAGCCACUCACUAGCUGUGUGGCCUGGAGUAAGCAACUUUGCCUCUCUGGACCCUUCUGUAAAUAAGAGAUAGUAAUAAUAGUUCUCACCUGUGAGGCUUGUGGGAGAGAUUUAUUUGGAGGAUGCUCUUAAAUCGUCCCCACAGCACUGAAGCUCAGAGAAGUUACCCCCAGGUCUGGCAGACCUGCCCCAGUUCCCUCU